AUGGAAAGAGUAGGAUAUUUUGAUGCAUUAGAAAGUGAGGAAUUUAUUGAGAAUAUUAACAACUGGUUCAAUGAACGAGGUUCACUUCCUUUUAUUGGGUAUUUUUGGUCGAUUUCUCGUUUGUUAAAUGAAUUUGAUAAUGAUAUCAAUUUUAAUGCAUUGAACAGAAUUUCGCGAAAUGAUAUUUCAAGUAAAGCGUUGAAGCUUUGGGACUACAUGAUGUCAUCAAAUGUAAAUAAGUUCCAAUAUGCAGUAGAAAAAGCUCUGUCCAUGGGAAAAACAGUAACUUCCAAAAGUGUUCCCUUAUCAAAGUGGUUAUCAAAGUGGUUCAAUGUCGAUCUGCUUGAGUGGGUAAUGGGAUGCAAAAAACCAUUUUGUGAACUGGAGCAUAUAGAUCCUGAUUUCAAGUCUAUAAAUUUUAUUAAAGACGAUUGGGACAAGGCAACUUUACUAUACAACAGUUGGAAAGUGUUACAAGAUUUGAGAAAAGAAGCUUGUAACUUGUUAGAUCCUAAACAUAAAACUGCAAAUGUGUAUUUCCCAAUGUUUUGUGACAUUUUUUCGAAAAUGAUUCAAUUGGGAAAAAGUGAAAAUCAUUUCUACUAUUGCAUGGCAUCAUGUUUUAGAAAAUAUUGGGACAAUUCUAACUUGAUUUUAGUAAUUACAGUAAUUUUGGAUCCACGACUCAAAAUGGAUAUUGUAGAACAUUUCUACAAGGAGAUUUAUGGUAAUGAUGAAGAUACAUACCUUAAGAAAACUAUUGACGAUGUCACUAAUAUUUUCAAUAAAUAUGCGAAGGGCCCCAACAAUUCUAAAUCAUCAUCAUCUUCGAACAAUGGUGCUGGUAAUUCUUCAAGUACUUCGUCAAAAAUGCUAGAUAUCAUGGGGAGAUCAUUUGCAUCUUCUCAACAUGUCAAUGAUAUUGCUACACCGGAAUCAGAACUCAACCACUAUUUGAGAGACUCUAAGCAUCCUCGAGGUGAAGUGUUUGAUAUACUGCAAUGGUGGUGUGUCAAUUCUCCAACUUAUCCAACAUUAGCUAAGAUUACACGUGAUUUCUUGUCAAUACCUAUGUCUGCUACUUGUACUUAUUUAGAUUAUUCAUUGUUAGGUGAAAUUAAGGAUAUUUAUCGUUGUAGUUCUCUUCAUGAUGACCUCAAACAGGCUUUAGCAUGUACAAAAGUUUGGUUGAAUAGCCAUGUAAAUAAAUAA
Pistacia vera is the source of this 1212-nucleotide messenger RNA. Its product is annotated as zinc finger BED domain-containing protein RICESLEEPER 1-like. The transcript has a single exon. Gene Ontology annotation, molecular function: DNA binding; protein dimerization activity. Lineage: Eukaryota; Viridiplantae; Streptophyta; Magnoliopsida; Sapindales; Anacardiaceae. The record is from RefSeq and is a predicted model, not a curated record. The coding region runs from base 1 to 1212 and encodes 403 amino acids.